Messenger RNA from Microcebus murinus (gray mouse lemur), 1051 nucleotides. RefSeq names its product indoleamine 2,3-dioxygenase 2 (gene IDO2). Gene Ontology annotation, molecular function: L-tryptophan 2,3-dioxygenase activity; heme binding; indoleamine 2,3-dioxygenase activity. The record is from RefSeq and is a predicted model, not a curated record. NCBI's taxonomy places the organism in Eukaryota, Metazoa, Chordata, Mammalia, Primates, Cheirogaleidae. Gene Ontology annotation, biological process: 'de novo' NAD+ biosynthetic process from L-tryptophan. Gene Ontology annotation, cellular component: cytoplasm.
CACGGCUGAGACUCUGCACCACGGCCAGCCGCAACCAGAAGGUACGGAGUUGAGGCUUCCUUAGCAGGGUCUUUGCUACACUUGGAGCAGUUGUCUGUUCUGCGACAGCUCUGGUGCAGAGACUGCAGACAAAAUGACGGCGCCUCCAAGACAGGACGUGAAGACAGCACUGCCGUUGUCCUUAGAAAGAUACCACAUUUCUGAAGAGUAUGGCUUUCUUCUUCCAAAUCCUCUGAAAGAACUUCCAGAUCAUUAUAGUCCUUGGAUGGAAAUUGCCAAAAAACUUCCUCACUUGAUUGAGACUCACCAGCUUCGAGCUCAUGUGAACAAGAUGCCCCUCCUGGACUGCCAGCUCCUUACCUGCCACCGGGCGCGGCGCCUGGCCCACCUGGUCCUCAGCUGCAUCGCCAUGGGGUAUGUCUGGCAGGACGGGGACACGCGGCCUGAGCAGGUUCUGCCGAGAAAUCUUGCCCUUCCUCUUGUGGAAGUCUCCAGGAACUUGGGGCUCCCUCCUAUCCUGGUCCACGCAGACUUGGUGCUGACGAACUGGACCAAAAGGGACCCAGCAGGACCCCUGGAAAUCAGGAACUUGGAGAUCAUCGUCUCGUUUCCCGGGGGAGAGAGCCUGCGUGGUUUUGUACUGGUGACUGCCCUGGUGGAGAAAGCCGCAGUGCCUGGGAUCAAGGCCCUUGUCCAGGCCACGCAUGCCGUCUUGCAGCCCAGCCAGGAUGCCCUGCUCCAGGCCCUGCAGCAGCUGAGACUCUCCAUUCAGGCCAUCACCAGAACCUUGGGACAAAUGCACGAUUAUGUAGAUCCAGACAUAUUUUAUGCAGUCAUCCGGAUCUUUCUCUCUGGAUGGAAAGACAACCCCGCGAUGCCCGCAGGGCUGACCUACGAGGGCGUCUCCCGGGAGCCGCUGAGGUUCUCGGGCGGGAGUGCGGCCCAGAGCACGGUGCUCCACGCCUUCGACGAGUUCCUGGGCGUUCAGCACAGCGCGGAGAGUGCGGACUUUCUGCACAGAAUGAGGGACUACAUGCCUCCUUCCCCAUAA